Molecule: messenger RNA, 1920 nt
Organism: Aplysia californica (California sea hare)
Lineage: Eukaryota; Metazoa; Mollusca; Gastropoda; Aplysiida; Aplysiidae
Exons: 2
Coding region: 1-1920 (639 amino acids)
Source: RefSeq, a predicted model, not a curated record
AUGUCAGAAAUCCAGACGAACCUACACACCAUCGAAUUCAAGUCUUCAGGGAUGUACAGGUUCAAUUCCAGAGUGCAAAAGGAGGGAGAGUCCAUGGACCAAUUCGUCAAAGCCCUCAAACUCCUGACAGAGGGUUGCGAGUUUGACAAACUCCAGAGUUCUCUGAUCAGAGAUAGAAUUAUUUUCGGGACAAAUGACCAUCCAAUCAAGGAACGACUCCUCCAGGAAGAUGACCCUACUCUAGAAGACACCCUCAAAAUCGCUCGUUCUUUGGAAACACCCAAGCAUGAACUGAACUCGAUGUCAAGCCAACCUCAAGUAAAUGUCCACAAACUAAUGAAAAAAGCACCUUCCAGUAGUUCCAGGCCCAGAUUUUCCUCUCAGAAACACAGAUCGAGACCCAAACAAUUUUAUGUCCCACAAAACACUCCUAAAUCAAGCAAUAUCAGAAAACCUCAAAAAUGCUGUCCAAAUUGCGGCAACUCCCCUCACCCUUUUUCGCAAUGCCCAGCAAGACACCAGACAUGCAAUUACUGCAGAAAGCUGCACCAUUUCAAAAAGAUGUGCAGAAAACUAAAGUACAUUAACCAGAAGACCCACAAAAUCGAGAUAGGGGAUGAGGAGGAAGAAGAGGAUUAUGAAGAAUAUACAUAUGAGACACUCAAAAUUAACUCUGUGGAAACAGAGGACGAAGCCUUCGCAACCUUAGGCAUCCAACUUCCACGUCAUAACUCAAGGAAUACAAAACAUAAACUCAAAGUCAAGAUCGAUACUGGAUCCCAAGGGAAUGCAUUGCCCUUCAGACUAUACAAGGAAAUGUUCCCCCAGAAAUUUGACAGCGGUGGACAACCAACAGAACUAGAACUAGACCGAUCCAAAGCCAAAAUAACCGAGUAUGGAGGAAGUCAAGUUAAACAAUAUGGCACCUGCAAAAUCAAGUGCUCCUACAAGGAGAAGGAAGAAAACGCCACAUUCUAUGUGACGGAGGACAAAGGACCAGCCAUCUUAGGACUGCCUACCUUAAGAGAACUAGGACUGGUCGGCACAAAUCUAGAAAUGAAGUUGCAAGACAGAUCAAAGAAUGCUGCAAAUGCUCGAUCUAGCCCCAAAAGCAACCCUCACAAAACUCCAGAAAGUCCCAAAGCCUCCCUGAUGACCCAAUGCCCUGAUAACUUCAACGGAAUUGGGAAGUUUCAAGGAAAAUACCACAUUCAUAUAGACCCCACAGUCCCAGAGGUCAUCCAUCCACAAAGGAAAAUACCCCUUAAACUCAAGGACAAAAUCAAGACAGAACUGGAUGAGAUGGAAACAAUGGGAAUCAUCAAGAGAAUCAAGGUGGAAGAACCCACAGCUUGGGUGAACAGCUUAGUAUACAGAGAGAAACCACCGGGACGGCUACGUCUUUGCCUAGACCCCAAAGACCUCAACAAAGCAAUACUGAGGGAGCAUCACACUACACAAACUCUGGAAGAAAUUUUGCCACACCUCUCCGGAGCAAAGUACUUCUCCAUACUUGAUGCAAAAUGUGGAUACUGGAACGUUGAGCUUGACGAUUCAAGUUAUCUGACCACAUUCAAUUCUCCAUUUGGCCGAUACCGAUUUCUAAGAAUGCCCUUUGGACUUCGAAUGAGCCAAGACGUUUUCCAAGCGAAAAUUGACCAGACAUUUGAAGGCUGCAAAGGUGUGAUUGGCAUCGCAGACGAUAUUGUGGUGUUUGGGAAAACUACAAAAGAACAUGACGCAAACCUACAGAACAUGAUACUUCGGUGUCAGGAAACUGGACUCAAGCUGAACCCAGACAAAUGCAGAAUCAAGGAAAACCACAUCAAGUUCUACGGCAUAAUCUGCACAGGCGAAGGGAUCAAGCCUGACCCAGCAAAGGUCGAAGCCAUCAAAGCCAUGAUCAGCUCCAGAAAAUGA